Messenger RNA from Lineus longissimus, 4520 nucleotides. RefSeq lists its product as uncharacterized. Gene Ontology annotation, biological process: oxygen transport; response to hypoxia. Gene Ontology annotation, molecular function: oxygen carrier activity; oxygen binding; heme binding. The record is from RefSeq and is a predicted model, not a curated record. The transcript has 4 exons. Lineage: Eukaryota; Metazoa; Nemertea; Pilidiophora; Heteronemertea; Lineidae. Bases 1449 to 2138 code for a protein of 229 amino acids.
UCUGUGUGACAGCGGCUCACUCGUACCCGUCGUUUGGAGAAUAGACACGCCUCAAGAUUGGCGUGGUAACAUUUCCGAUAUCAGUGGUAGAUUCGGCUUGGACAAGGAUACGCGUUCUGCUUCGGAGGCAUUUACCUCAAAUCUUGAUGCGUUUUUGAUGUUAUCUUCCAAAGCACUUUCUCAAAUCCAAUAGUUUCGCAAUGUUGGAAAGGAAGCGUUGCUAAUACGUGUUGUUGAAAUAGAAUUUGUUACAAAUGGAAUCGAUUCGGUUUGACUGUACCAAUAAUUUUCCGAGCGGGGAAAAAUCACACCCGGUAAACGUUGAAAGAGGCAAGGACAAAAUAAGCCAUAUAUUUUGUAGUGUGGAUUUCGAAUACCAUAGGUCAUUUUAAGGACUUGAGUAUGAUGCGAAAUUCAUAAACGUGAUCUGCGCGUGAGAAAAUGUGUUAAAUUUGCAGAUGUGAUCGUGAUAUCUUAUCGUAGCUUUUGGCGUCUACAAAGGUUAUGUAAUCGGAGUCACUGCAGUGCAAAUUGGUAGGGAAACUAAUAAGGGGGGACAUUGAGUUCGAUCAAUGAUCAAGAUUGGUUCUUGAAUGCUAGCAAUAGUUUUCCACAAAGCUAUGAUCUAUGGCUUACCUUAUUGCGAUUCUGCCUCGAGAAUAGCGUGACUUCCUGUCUUAAUCUGAGUAAAUCUAUACUCUCAGAGAAAUCAUACUUCUAUUUGCGCUGGGAGUGUCCAAAUGAGUUUAUUACUGGCGCGAUUGGUUACAAAAACUAAUGUUGUAGUCUAUCCCGAUUCGGUCAUAAGGAAGGUUGCGAUGGCUAGGUAACUCAUCUCGACGGGAUCGACAUUUGUUCCAAUGGUGCCGAUGGGUUUCUCACCAAGGAGAGUUUAGUGAUUUUAUUCGAUUUCGCGUAAUGGAUGCAUUAAUUUCAAUGAACGACUCGAGAGGUGUACAGGUUGAUUCAGUUCGAAAGUGAUUACUGGGAGCUGUCUGGAUGAUAAUAAAACAACCUUUUUUGUGCAAGCAGACGUCCAUGAAUUUGGACUUGGACUAAGAGACUUCAUCUGGAGACCUUUUGACUACAGGACCUCAACGUCCCGGGUCACACUGAAUAGCUGUCUCAACAUUCAUUCUCAGUCGCAAAUUUCUGUCGAAUAGAAUAAACAUUUUCGAGCCAUCCGCCAUAACUGGAUUAAUGUUCUUAGAAACGGCUCUCUGUUUAAUGGAGGAAUUAUCAUUACCUACUUACUGUGGCAAUACUCUGCAGAAGCAGUACUUUCAGUUCGCUGAUGGAUUUCGCCAAUAGUUUUCGAGCCAUCAUACUUUUUAGGAUUUAGGCCUUGCUCUGACAGCCCGCAUCUGUGUUUGAGAAGAUCAAUAGUAUACGUCCAACAAACUCACUUAUUCUAUUGUACAACUGCACAAUAAGUUCAAAAGUAAAACAUGGGUUGCUAUCAAGGGAAAGCCGUCUCGGUGCAAAGCCAUUCCUCAAAUGGCGCGGUCAACGGCACACGACGGAAAAAGAAAGAAGAGGACCCCGAGUUACAAAUAAACCUGGACCCUCGAGCGCCCUUAAACGCCCGCCAGAUCUUCAAGUUACAGAAAUCAUGGAAAGCUAUUAAGCGAAACAUGCAGAUGGCUGGCAUAGAGAUGUUUAUUGGAUUACUCAUCGGGUUAAGGAAAAACCUGAUGGAAAAAGCUGCUUUCUCUGGUUACGACAAUAUGAGUGGAGAAAUUGACCAUGGAAACAGUUUAUUCCGAUCACGAGCCGACCUUAAGACCCUGUUCAAGGGCUUCAGCGAGAUGGACGGCGAAGACGAGCUCCGGGAGAGCAGCGCCCUUGAGGCCCACGCCACACUCGUCAUGGGUGUAUUCGACGAAGCCAUCCAGAACAUCGAAAAAGUAGAUUACGUUUUUCAGUUAUUGGAAAAAGUCGGCAGAGCACAUCAAAGAUUUCCUGGAUUUACCGGGGAUUUAUUUUGGAACAUGGAAAAGCCAUUCAUGCAUUCCGUUCGUAUCACGCUAGGAGAUCGUUACAAUGACAGCAUAGAGAUGGUCUACCACAGGACCAUCUCGUUCCUCCUCACCAAUCUGGAGAGGGCAUUCAAAAACGAGAAGAUGGAUAAGCUUUAGUGCGAACUGGCAUUCUUGUUGUUACGUUGAUUUCAUGGCGCAGCUUUUUAUGUGCAUCAUAGAAUUGCAUGUGAAGCUUUGGGCUUUUGAAAGGAUUCCAAUUAGUCUAAGGAGCCGCUGAAGUCUCUUGUGAAUCGGGCUCUUUUUCUUGUACCCGGAUAUUUCGUCAUUUCACAAAAGUUGCGAAUACAUGAGGAUCAAGGACAAACUGGUGUGCCAGCAAAAGGAUUAAUAGACGGAGAUGGAACUGUGUUUAUUGGUUCUUUGUAAAGGUAAAAAGCAUUAGUAUGCUGUCAGAAAGAAUUUGGGAAUCUGGACGAUUGGCAUUUAGGCUAACAACAAUGGUGUAAGAUGGCGUGGAGUUGCUUUUCGCGUGUUACUUAGUUGUCUGACUGUUUUUAUACUCAUGCAUCGUUAAAACAUAUGAGAGACUGGUGGGCGGGUAUGGAACUGUCCGAAGUAAGAGGUGCUGGGAAAGUGAAACGAGGCCUAACCAAAACAGUGCUAUAUGUGAACUGUCAUUUCACUGAUUUGAGACCGCUCUUCAUGAAUUACAACGAACUCGACACAAAGGUAUGCCGAAACAUGACGUCACAUGACCAUUAGAUAUAAAGUUGAUCAUGUCCCCAGUCUAUCAAAAUCGAACAUGUUGUCGCGAUGUCCACGCUGAGCAUGGACAGACGUCAUAGUAACUUGUGUACGAUAUGCUGUCCAAAAUCCAAUGUUGUUCUUCAAGUUGCGAUGAUGAAUCGUGAGCUAAGACAAUGUUGUUCUUCAUUGAGGUGGUAAAUUAUGAGCAUCGGCCAAGGAGCAUCGGUUCCGUUGACUCAAAAUUGGGCGAGCGUUCGCUUCAACAGAGAGGUCUGCAUGUUUUCAGUGACGGGAAUAUUUAUCUUUUGACUUCGUCACAUAUUUUCACAUGACCCAUUGACGCUGACGACGGAGCUUCGUAGUUCGUACUUUGUCGUGUGUAGGGGUUGCGAAACAUGCCAACUAUAUCAAAGGCCAAAGCCGUUCGUUGUCUCAUGUCUCAACUAUAUCUAGUGCGCUUAUCUAACACCAUGCGACACCAAUAUGCAUGCAUGCAUUGCGUGUACGUGUGUCGUUCGUUCUCGCCGCGCACAAUGCGUGCCGGUAAUCAAGUUUCCAAAAUUUCUUUUGAAUCAUAAAUAUUCAUACUCCAACGGCAAUGAUGCUAGUUAUCUUCUUCCAAAAACUAAUCAUCCACACCUUUUAGUUGAUAUCAAUCACUCUUGAACCAAGUUAAUGAUUUUUCGCAGCGCCAAUUCCGCGCAUCGAUAAAACAUAUGCCCCUUUGUCGGGCAAAUUUUUUCCAUUGCCAUUUUAAGACUUGUGAUGUAGCCAGUACACCUGAUGCGCGCAUCGAUCAAACAUCAAAUUCCUUUCUUUGCCACAUUGAGACCGGUGAUGUAGCCAGGGGUGACACGCUCAAAGGAAAUGGAUGCCUUUUCUCUCUGGAAACAAACAAUCUGGUUACACAAACCAUCAUCAUUUGUGCUUGCUCGAUCACUCUCGGACAUAAAUGGCCAUCUGCCUCGCUGCAAUAACACAGACAAACGAGUCCCAUUAUCCCGUAAAGUACCCGGAUUACGAUUGUCUCACGUCAAAUCACUCAAAUCAACUGAAUCGAUAAUUGGACGUGUUCGCGCUCAACUUCGGGACGGUUUGUCGAUGCUUGGUGUUUGUUCAGCAUUUCAGGUGCACCGUAUGUGUAAAGCAUGCAAACGCCCUUUUUAUUUGAAAGAUGAGAUAAAAAGGUUGACAAUAGCGAGGUUGACAUAGGAUACGACUAGGAUUUCGACGUUUCAUGAUUCCAUUUUCACUAUUUGCAAUUCCAUUCUGACGUUUCGUAAUUCCACUACGACGUUUCUAUAUUCGUAAUUCCAUGAGGACGUUUCGCAUUUCCAUUACGUUCUUCGUCCAUAAAAAAGUUUCGUACGUGUAGUUACAUCACGACGUUGUAAUCUUAUUCCGACGUUUCGUUAUUUCAUUCCGACAUUUGUAAUUCCAUUCUGAUGUUUAAAGGACGACGUUUCGCAAUUCCAUUACGACCUUCGUCCACAAGAACUCGUCAUUACACCCGCAAUUACAUUAAGACGUCAAGGCGUAAUUUAAUGCCGACUUGUCCAAAGGUUUUGUAAUUCCAUUAUAUUCGGACGUUUUGUCAGUAUUGUAUUAAGACUUUUAUUCAUGAAUACUACAUUUUUUUCUUUCUUUUUAAUCUUUCGAAGAAAGUAUACAGCUGGUGGUUGACCGAGCUUGUCCAUCUUAGCAAAGUGAGGGCAUGCCCCGGUAGAAUUUAUCGACCCGUAAUUUCUCUGUCUGUGUCGCAACUCUCAACCUCUCUCAUAUUUCGCUGUU